AUGACGACGAUAUAUGCGCCCACGUCGAGCACCGCGUAUUCCGCGUACUGUCGUGUGUGUUUUGCUCCUGUCGCUUCUCCGUCCGCCGUCUUGGCAGUCCGCGAACAGACGCAUCGACGAAAACGUCUGCCGCCGACCAUGACCCGCGGGCCGAUCGCGGUCCCCGUCGUGCCGUCCAUACCGUUCAUACCGUCCCCGUCCCCGUCCCCGUCCGCGUCGUCGUCGUGGUCGUCGUCGUCGUCGUCGUCGUCGUCGUCGUCGUGGUCGUCGUGGUCGUCGUUGUCGUCGUUGUCGUUGUUGUUAUUGUUGUUGUUGUCGUCGACGUGCGCCGCCGGGUCGACCGCCGUCGGGCUGCUGCGGCCGGUGGAGAUCCGCGCGGCCGUCAUACUGCCCGCCGACCCGAAGUUCAUCAUCACGCUGUCCAAGGUGAUGCCCGUGCUGGACAUCGCCGUCCGCGACCUGUACGCCAGGGGCAUACUCCGGGAGACGGACGUGACGUUCAGGUUCAUGCAAAAGGACGACAAGUGCGAGGACAUCGAGGCCAUGCGCUCCGGUUUCGAGCUGAUCAUCAACGGCCGGGUCGACCUGUUCCUGGGACCCACUUGCGACUACGGCGUCGAUCUCGUUGCCAGGAUGAUAAAGUUUUGGAAUGCACCAUUGCUCACGACGGGUGGUUUUACAAAUGAUUUUUCAUUGGACAAACGAGAUCCAAAAAGCAAGUACUUCCUUUUAGUACGUACAGGCAUGUUAGAUUUCCAGGACAUAGCGGAUGUGGUGGUCAGCGUUUUAAAUAGGGGUUUUUCAGAUAUUUGUGGAAAAAUGUAUUACUCAUAUACGACAUUGAUGGCUAUUGGAGAGUGUCUGGAAAGCAAUCUUGUGGAUUGAUGACAAAGACUCUAGUAGAGAUGUUCAAAGGAAAUGCAAGUAUUAGGUACGAUGCAUUCGACUUGGCGAAAAACCCGCAAAAC
Molecule: messenger RNA, 968 nt
Organism: Melanaphis sacchari
Lineage: Eukaryota; Metazoa; Arthropoda; Insecta; Hemiptera; Aphididae
Product: atrial natriuretic peptide receptor 1
Exons: 3
Coding region: 1-885 (294 amino acids)
Molecular function (GO): peptide hormone binding; signaling receptor activity
Source: RefSeq, a predicted model, not a curated record